Cucumis sativus (cucumber) is the source of this 2002-nucleotide messenger RNA. RefSeq names its product protein NRT1/ PTR FAMILY 2.7-like. Lineage: Eukaryota; Viridiplantae; Streptophyta; Magnoliopsida; Cucurbitales; Cucurbitaceae. Gene Ontology annotation, molecular function: transmembrane transporter activity. Gene Ontology annotation, cellular component: plasma membrane. The record is from RefSeq and is a predicted model, not a curated record. Gene Ontology annotation, biological process: oligopeptide transport; transmembrane transport. The coding region runs from base 59 to 1765 and encodes 568 amino acids. The transcript has 4 exons.
AGUAAGAUUGUGUGGUUGAUUUUCUCAAAAUUACUUGCUUCCAUAAAACUAAAAAAAGAUGGGAGAAGGAGACAUAAAAGAAGAAGAAACACAAACUUGGAAGAAACAUAGUGGUGGUUGGAUCACCUUCCCCUUCAUCAUAGGUUGUUUGGGUUGCAUGACAUUGACGGCAGGAGGAUUUCUUGCAAAUUUGAUAGUGUAUUUGAUUAAGGAAUACAACAUUAAUAGUAUUAAUGCUACUCUCAUUUUCAACAUUGUUAAUGGAUGUGUCUGUGCUUUUUCUAUUAUUGGAGCUGUUCUUGCUGAUUCUUUCUUUGGAUCUUUCUUUGUCGUUGCCAUUUCCACUUCCAUUGCUCUUUUGGGUAUGAUUUCCCUUACACUAACAGCAACAAUCCAUUCUCUAAGGCCACAAUCAUGUGAUCAUAUUAAUACCUCAUCCACAUGUUCUUCACCUUCAAAACUCCAAUACACAAUCUUAUACAUCAGCAUUAUUUUAGCAAGUCUUGGAUGUGGAGGUUCUCGUUUCACUACAGCAACUCUUGGUGCAAAUCAAUAUGAUACAAUUAAAAACCAAAACAUUUUUAUUAAUUGGUUUUUUGUCGCUCUUUAUUCUGGAUUUGUUGCUAGCUCCACAGCCAUUGUCUACAUUCAAGACAAUGUCAGCUGGGGUUGGGGCUUUGGCAUUUGCCUCGCCACUAACAUCAUUUCUCUUGCUAUUUUCUUGAUCGGAAAACGGUUCUAUCGCCUUGAUAAGCCAAGAGGGAGCCCCUUCACUGCUCUCGCUCGAGUUCUCGUCGCCAAUGCUUUGAAAAGGCUUGAUCGAGCACCAUCAAGCACGGAGAGGGAUAAUGGUUGCUACUAUCAAGGUAAGGACCAUCAUUUGAGGAAUCAAGCUGGAGAUGGAGUGUUGACAAAGAGUUUUAGGUGUUUGAAUCGUGCAGCUCUAAUAACACAAGGAGAUGUCCAUUUGGAUGGAACCAUUGCAAAACCUUGGAGGCUUUGUAAAGUACAAGAAGUAGAAGAUUUCAAAACUUUACUUAAAAUCUUCCCUCUUUGGACAACUAGCAUUUUCCUCGCUGUCCCUAUUGUAUUCCAAGCAAGCUUAAUUGUCCUCCAAGCCCUAACCAUGGAUCGUCAUCUUGGUCCAAACUUCAAAAUCCCUGCGGGCUCUUUCUCUGUCGUCAUCUUCAUCUCCACCACCAUCUCACUAACCCUAAUCGAUCGGUUUCUUUACCCUAUUUGGCAAAAGUUGAUUGGACGAAUGCCACGACCUCUCGAACGCAUCGGCCUUGGCCAUGUUUUCAAUUUUAUUUCUAUGGUAGUGUCAGCAUUAGUAGAAUCAAAGAGACUUAAGAUUGCUCAUGUUCACCACCUUCAAGGCCAAGUUGAGGCAAUAGUGCCAAUCUCAUCCAUGUGGCUUUUCCCACAACUAGUUUUGGUUGGCAUUGGAGAAGCUUUUCAUUUCCCUGGACAAGUUGGAUUGUACUAUCAAGAAUUUCCAAUGUCGCUGCGUUGCAUGGCAACAGCGUUGAUUUCGCUGGUGAUUGGCAUUGCAUAUUAUCUUUGCACAGCUUUGAUCGAUCUAUUCCAUAGGGUUACAAAAUGGCUACCCAAUGAUAUCAAUCAAGGAAGACUUGAUAAUGUUUAUUGGACGAUAUCAGUGAUUGGAGCAGUUAAUUUUGGGUAUUACCUAGCAUGUGCUAGAUACUACAAGUACCAAAAUGUUGAAAAUGAUGAGAAUGAUGUUUCUAUUGUUGAAGAUUGAGAGCUAAGAAGCACAAAUAUGAAUACGAGACACGAACAUAGCGUUAGACCAUAUUUUAUAAAUGUAGGACACGAUGUGGUAAGGACAAUACAUUUAUCAAAAUACACAUUUAACAAACAUAUAUCUUUUUUUACGGUAAAAAGAAAUUUCAAUAUAAAUAGGUUGAUGCAUUUAUAUGCUUAAAAACUUAUAAGUUUGAUGUAUUUCACCCUAAGAAAGUUAUUAUUUAUUGUCAUA